AUGCUCACGAAAUUCUCUACAAAAAAAAGUGACGUGUUCAAGUUCAACGGCGUAUCUCGAUGGACAGUGCGACGCGUUUUGAACAGCUCGACCGACAGAACUUUCCACAACGACCCCAAUAAGUCAGAAACCCGGGGAAGAAAGAGAAAAUGGACAGAAGAUGACAUUGAUGCUGUUGAGGACCUAUUUGAGAAGGAAGGAUUUGAGGGAGAGCGUCUACAACCGUCUGAAAUCCCUGCUGCCGGCGUUCCAGACGUACAUCCAUCGACAACGCGUCGCUCCUUGCGUAUAAGGAAAUACAACAAGCGGCUUGCUCAUAUCGUUGAAUUUAUCGAUGAACGUUAUGCUAAGCGUCGGAAAAAGUGGUCUGAAGAUACUAUAUAUAAGAGACCCUUGCCAGAAUGCUGGGAUGUCAUCUAUUUCAGCGAUGAAGUUCAUUUUGGCUACGACGACGAGCGUCAGGCUUAUAUCUAUCGAAAACCCGGGACACGAUACGAACCGUACAGUCUACAGGAAAAGAAGUCCCCUACUAAGAAGGAUGAAAAGAAGCUGCAUGCCUGGGCAGCCGUCGGUAUAGGCUAUAAGUCAGACUUGGUCUUCUAUGAGAUAACGUCUAACAAUAACGGCAAAAUGACCCAGAAGGUCUAUGAAGAGCAGAUAUUGGAGAAACACAUCAGACCUCUCCUUAACGAAGGUCGUACGUUCAUUCUUGAAGAAGACGGCGCUUCCGGACAUGGUCCGGGACCCAAGAACCGGGUCAGACGAUGGAAGGAAAAACACGGCCUAAUGUACUACCAUGCAGGACCACCUAAUGGAUAA
Messenger RNA from Fusarium poae, 819 nucleotides. RefSeq lists its product as uncharacterized. NCBI's taxonomy places the organism in Eukaryota, Fungi, Ascomycota, Sordariomycetes, Hypocreales, Nectriaceae. The coding region runs from base 1 to 819 and encodes 272 amino acids. The record is from RefSeq and is a predicted model, not a curated record. Gene Ontology annotation, molecular function: nucleic acid binding. The transcript is spliced from 2 exons.